Molecule: messenger RNA, 524 nt
Organism: Aspergillus ochraceoroseus IBT 24754
Lineage: Eukaryota; Fungi; Ascomycota; Eurotiomycetes; Eurotiales; Aspergillaceae
Exons: 1
Coding region: 31-501 (156 amino acids)
Source: RefSeq, a predicted model, not a curated record
AUUCGCAAUCCUGCCCCUAAUUUGCUUGACAUGGCGGAAAAGACUCCUGAAAUGUUGUCAUCUCGCCUCGAGCACGUUUCAAAUAAUGUCGAUGUGCUGUUGAACGUGGACGGCUGGUUCAGGAAAAUGAGCGCCAGCAAAGCCUGUGGGCGACGUGGAAAUUACACUCAAGAUCAAUUUCAAUGUGUAUGUACACUUGAUCCAUCCCAGAAAAAAAAAAACAUUGCUCUGGCAAUCUUCUACAGUAAGGUGGCUUUUGGUGCUGGGCUGAUGUUCGGAUACGACACCAUUUCUAAUGGCUUAACCAUUGCCAUGCCGUCAUUCAUUUUCCAGUUCAGUGCUCACGACACAUGGCCUCUACCUAGCUUCUUUAUGGACCUCUCUUUGGGCGUCUAUGUACUAUGCCAGGCAUUUGGAGCCGUCACUGUGGGCAUGGUUGCCGAUAUUGCUGGACUGAUUUCCAUGGUAGGAACCAUUUCUUCAAGCCAAAGAAGAGACUAGUUAUUUCAUCUAUCUUCUUAAAU